CAUUGCGUAGGAUUUCCAUCCGCCAUAUUGCCCUUAUUGAAAAUAAGUUGUUUUUUUUUCUGGACUUAACUUAGGAGUCGGCGAUAUGUCGACAGAAAGUGCUUUUUUCGAUAGUCAACUUGGGCAGAUGUCAAAUAAAUUAAUGGCUGGAUCGAAUAAAAAUUUAUUUGCCGAAGUGACCCAACGUUUUCGUGUUCUUCCUGGACCAGGAUUGAACGACAUCGCCAAAGUAACAGAAGAAAGUACACAAACAUUUUCUAGUUCACCCUUAGAUCAGGUCCGACGAGAGGCGGAGAUUAUGGCAGAAGAUGUUGUUUUGAACUUUGAUGAUAAAAAUUUGAAACGUCCUCCCAACAGAUAUUGCAAAACACUCAGAAGAACAGUUAAAGAGCUCUCCGAUAGACAUGAUAUUGUUUUUAAAGGAAUGGUAAACAGGCUCAGACCAGAUGAGAAUGAUGCUUUUCAAACAUUUGUCAUUGUUGCGGAUGAGAUUUUUGACGAUGGACAAGUUAAUUGGGGAAGAAUAGUUGCUGUUUAUGCCUUUGCUGCAAGACUUGCUAAAUACUAUACAGACAAUAACAUAAUAGUUGAACCUGAGAGAAUUAUUGGUCUAAAUAAUGAUCCAGCAAGUUCUCAUUCAAUGUCAUACCAAAAGAAAAUAGCCUUGUUUGUUGGGAAAUAUGUAGCCAAUAAGCUUGGAAAAUGGGUUCUUGAUCAUGGAGGAUGGGAUGCUUUUGUUGAGUACUUCCCAGACCAAGGAGAAUUUGAAGAAAAAAUGUGGAAAGGAGUGUUGUUUACAGCAAUUGGAUUAGGAGCUUUGGCAACUGUGGUUGCUUCCCGAUAGAUGUUGAAACCUGAUAUAUUACAUUCAAAUAAAUAGAAUCUGCACAAUGUAAGAUAAAGUGUUUAUAACAGACUGUAAAUAAGUUUUCGUUCAGGACAAAACAGAAAAGAUCUUAGUUCUAUGUGAUCUAAUUUUGCCUACUCCAGCAGAAAUUGAUUUAGUGUGAAACCAAAGUUUAUCCCAUGUACAUACAUGUCUACCAAGUUUUAGGCAUUUAAGAAAUUAGUUAAUCAUUGUGUCAGGCUGCAAGUUCUUUAAUUUAUGAAAUUAAAACAAAGCUUGUUUUUAAAAGUAGUUUUGUUGUAAUUUACCUUCUUAAUUGUUGGCCAAGAUGUCAGAUUUAUAUUUAUUAUUAUUAUUAACCAAUUCCAACUGUUUGCAACUAUAAAGAUAUAGGUUUUUAUUGUGUUUCACUUUUGUUCAUUAUUUUAAUAACUAUACCAGACUAUAUAAACUGUGUAGAGGAGAAGUAAAAAUGUGAUAAUUGUUCCAAAUAACAAUUAGUUUUUGUUUAAUGAAUGUGUUUUUAAGUUUUCCAUGGGAUCUGGUAGAUUACAUACAUAUUUCUUUUACUCUAGCAUUUUAUUAAUUUUAAUCAAAUUAUCAAGGAAUCUGCAAAAUGUAUACUAUAUAUACUAAAAAGAUUUUGCCUCGUUAAAGUUUGGAAUAGAUUUUAACUUAAGUCCAAGUAUUUGUUGAUUAGAUAUUUUUAUGUGUGCAAUACUUUAGAAAGAAAAUCAUUUGUAAUGUUUGUAUAUUUGAUACUAUGGUAUUAAAUUUGUAAAUUUUCACAUUGACUGGGUAUGGUUGAUCACAAUUGUACUACUAAGGGGCCUACUAAGCUAUAAAAUUACUCUGUUAACUCUCCUUCUUCUCAGGUAUAAAAUGUAUUUAGAAAUAGUAAUAAUGAAACAGAAAUGUUGAUAAUUAGUGUCUUUGUAGAUGACAGUAUGAAUGUAUUUGUAUUUAGCACUUUUUUAAUUUAGAGAAAUUUACAUGCUGUUUUAACUAUUUAUUGCAUAUGUUUUAAUAAUAUAGUAAUGUUAUUUAACAAUUUGUAGAGUAAAAUAAUGGACUUAAUGUUAUAUGAGUCUAAUUUUUAUACCAACACAUUAGGUUAGCGAAAACUCGCCUUUGUUUUGGGAAAUAAAACUAAACUUUGAUGCUAACUUUUAGUGAACAGCAAACAAAAACCUUGGCAGUUUAUGACAGUGUCACUGUCAGCUAUACAUACACUGGAGAUUUGUCUGUCAAAUAAGGGAUACUUUUAAACUCAUAAUGUACAAAAUAAAUGAUGUUUCAAUCUUAGACUUGUUAUAAAUUAUAUGACUGGUGUUGUACCCUCAUUGUAAGCCUUGGUCGUCUUACUGUUUCUGAUUUUGUAGGAACUAUAUUAUUAGUAAAUAAUAAUAAUGUCUGUUAUAUUUUUUGUAUUUUUGGAUGUCACUGUUGCUGGACCUAGGACAGUUACAAUACACAAAUGGCUGCUAUUGGUCACCUGGGGUCUUCACGUUGUGUUCAGGCAAUCCAGUGUCAACCAUAUUUUUGUUUUAACUUUUUAGCUUUCCACGUCAGCUUAUGCAGUAUUUGUUUCCAAAGUCUCUCCUGAAAAAGAAAUAUCUGAAACCUAAAUAUUUUCAGAUUUUUUUUGACAUGGGGAAGGGCGAUUACUGUUUGCAGUAGAUGUAUAUGCAUUAGUGACAUGGAAUGUUUACAAUAAAACUUUGGACUGACUUUUCCUAGUCAACUGUAGGCCUAUUUGUCCAUGUUCGUUGUUUGUUGUACUCCACACCUUUUGAUAAUUGAUUACAUGAACUGUUUAUAACAAAUAAAUAAUCGACAAGUACUAC
This is a messenger RNA of Physella acuta, 2694 nucleotides long. RefSeq names its product bcl-2-like protein 2. Gene Ontology annotation, molecular function: BH domain binding. Gene Ontology annotation, cellular component: mitochondrial outer membrane. The record is from RefSeq and is a predicted model, not a curated record. NCBI's taxonomy places the organism in Eukaryota, Metazoa, Mollusca, Gastropoda, Physidae. Gene Ontology annotation, biological process: intrinsic apoptotic signaling pathway in response to DNA damage; regulation of apoptotic process; extrinsic apoptotic signaling pathway in absence of ligand.